This is a messenger RNA of Pneumocystis murina B123, 1644 nucleotides long. RefSeq lists its product as hypothetical. Gene Ontology annotation, biological process: mRNA splicing, via spliceosome. The transcript has 7 exons. Bases 102 to 737 code for a protein of 211 amino acids. The record is from RefSeq and is a predicted model, not a curated record. Gene Ontology annotation, molecular function: RNA binding. NCBI's taxonomy places the organism in Eukaryota, Fungi, Ascomycota, Pneumocystomycetes, Pneumocystales, Pneumocystaceae. Gene Ontology annotation, cellular component: precatalytic spliceosome; catalytic step 2 spliceosome; U2 snRNP.
AAAAAAAAAAAAGAUAUAAAGGUAGAUUAAAUUUAAAAGAAAAAACAUAAUUAAGCAGUAAUUCGAACUUAUUUAAGACGUUGUAUCUGUUUUUAAGGAUAAUGAAUAUAGUCCGAGAAAUUACUCGAAUUAACGCAGCUCAAAUUGGAGCAUCAGAAUCAGAAUCAUGGCACGCUCAAUAUAAAGAUAGUGCAUAUAUUUAUAUUGGCGGCUUACCAUAUGAAUUAACAGAAGGAGAUAUUAUUUGUAUUUUUAGCCAGUAUGGGGAGCCAUUGGAUAUAAAUCUUGUGCGAGACAAAAAAACGGGGAAAUCUAAGGGAUUUUGUUUUUUAAAAUAUGAAGAUCAACGUUCAACAAUUCUUGCGGUUGAUAAUAUGAGUGGAGCAAAAGUUCUUGGAAGGACAUUAAGAGUCGAUCAUGUUUUGAAUUAUAGACAUCCUAAACAAAAUAGCGAUGACGAAGAAUCAGGAAAACUGGGAAUGAAUGCAGCACCACCAAUUUUGUAUCAAGAUAUACAAAAAACAAAAAAAGAGUCGGAUGAGGAGGAUUAUGGUAAAGGAAUCGAUAUAGAUGAUCCAAUGCGUUCAUAUAUUAUAAAAAAACGUAAAAGGGAAUCAAAAAAGGCAAAAAAAAGCAAAAAAAAAAGUCAUUCGGAUGAAGAAAAUCAAAGUAAUCAUGGAAAUCAUCGAAAAAAUCAUGAGAAAAGUAAAUAUGAAAAAGAUAAAAACGACAAAUAAAUCAAGAUUUUAAUAAUAAAAGUUAACAUGAAUUGUUAAAAAUUUUAAAUGAAUAAUUUUAUUUCUUCGAAAUCUAAGUUUAUACAAAUAAUCAAAUAUAUUAAUAUCUGAGCAUUUUCAGAUAUUCAAAAGAAAAGGGAGACUUUAUUUGAAAUCAUUUUCAAUAGGAAUUCCAGUAAUUUCGGCAUAUUGUUUAUAACCAUCAUAUUUUAUAAGGCUAAGAUUGUAUUUUUUCAUGAUUGAACUAAAGCCAUUAUUACUAUAUAACUUACAAUUUUUAUCAUACGGCGUAAUAAAUCUUCCGCCAAUAAAAUGUCGUCCUUUAAAAUAUUGACUGCAUGGUUUUGGCGCGGUUAGUGAAACAAGAAAAGUUGGAUUCCAUUGAACGGUUCCUCCAUUUUCGAAAGGAUCUGUAAUAAAAGUGUUAGAAUUUGAACAAAUAUUUCAUAAAUUACUUUUUUCAAUAUCCCAACCAGACGGUAUAUCAAUACUUGUGACAGGUAUUUUCGUAUGUUUAAGCAUCUAGAAAAAAUUACAAAAAAACAUAAAAAUGCAAAUAUAAGUAAACAAUUACUUCAAUCACUUCAAUAAAUGGAUCCCUUAUUUCGCCUGAAAAGUUAAAACCAAAAAUUGCAUCAAUAAUAUGAUCUGUUUCUUUCAUCGCUAAUGAAAUAUUACUAACAAAAGGAAUUGACAGUUCAUCAAGUUGGAUACACAAUCUCUACAAUUAAUUCAUUAUUUUCAAUCCUACAUUAAUUUUCGCAUACAUCAAAUAGCUCAUUUUUACCCUUCUUUGGAUAAUAAAUUGACAAUUUAUAACCAUAAUGCCAAAGAUGUCUUGCAGCAACAAGACCUAUAUUUAAACAUCAAUAAUUCAAACUUAUUCAAAUCCAUUCUAAACCAUCUC